This is a messenger RNA of Corylus avellana, 3969 nucleotides long. RefSeq names its product pentatricopeptide repeat-containing protein At2g22070. The record is from RefSeq and is a predicted model, not a curated record. NCBI's taxonomy places the organism in Eukaryota, Viridiplantae, Streptophyta, Magnoliopsida, Fagales, Betulaceae. Gene Ontology annotation, molecular function: zinc ion binding; RNA binding; protein binding. Gene Ontology annotation, biological process: RNA modification.
CUCACAGAGAGUCACAGAGUUGCUGGAUCCCUUCCACACAAGCAGUUGCUGAAAGCUCAAACCUUUUUCCAUCUCAUUUUUCAAUAUUGUCUUUGUCCGCACGCCGCAUGAGUGCAUUCAGCAUUUUGAAGAUGAACAUUUGUCCUCUUAUCCAAAAACUCCAAACUCUAUUCGAAUCUGCUGUAAAGUAUUAAUGCGAAUACAAAGCUGGGGUAUCCCAAAGGAGUUAUCCCCAUUUGAAGUUCCAACCUGAGAUUUCCUCGUGUAUUAUAUGUUAUUUUUCCUUCUGUUUGUAUAGACCAUGGAACUUUGUGACAGAACUUAAACCUCAAUCGUGAUUUCGGAGUACAACUACUACUACGACGACGAAAGUCAAACGAAAAUGAAAGCCAAGCACAAUCUUCGCCACGCGGUAGACCUCUUGUACUCUCGUGGGUCUGCAACUUCUGAGGCGUACACUCGUCUCCUGCUCGAAUGCGUCCGAGCCAACGAAGUUGACCAAGCCAAGCGACUGCAAAACCACAUGGAGCUUCACUUCUUCCAACCGGACAGCGCUUUCAUUCAAAAUCGUCUUCUUCAUUUGUAUGCAAAAUCUGGGAAACUUUUGGAUGCUCGAAACCUGUUCGACAGAAUGCUUAAAAGGGACGUUUUCUCUUGGAAUGCUAUGCUAUCUGCGUAUGCGAAGACGGGUUCAGUCGAGGAUUUGCGGGCGACUUUUGGUCAGAUGCCUUUCUGUGAUUCAGUUUCGUAUAAUACGAUGAUUGCAGGUUUUGCUGGAAAUGAGUGUUCCAGCGAGGCCUUGGAGAUGUUUGUGAGAAUGCAGGAAGAAGGCUUUGAACCUACGGAGUAUACCCAUGUCAGCGCAUUGCAUGCAUGCUCGCAGUUAUUGGAUUUGAGGCGUGGGAAACAGAUUCAUGGGAGGAUUAUUGUCGGUAAUUUGUGUGGGAAUGUUUUUAUUUGGAAUGCUUUGAUAGAUAUAUAUGCCAAAUGCGGUGACAUAGAUCGCGCAAGAUGUUUGUUUGAUCGAAUGGUUAACAGGAAUGUGGUUUCCUGGAAUUCGAUUAUCUCUGGGUAUGUGAAAAAUGGCCAGCCUGAGAAAUGCAUAGAGUUAUUCCAUGAAAUGAAGUUAUGGGAUUUGAAGCCUGACCAAGUUACGAUUUCAAAUGUUCUCGGAGCUUACUUUCAAUGUGGAUAUGUAGAUGAAGCUAGUAAGAUAUUUAGCGAGAUCAAGGAGAAGGAUAAGAUCUGUUGGACUACAAUGAUAGUAGGUUAUACACAAAACGGGAGAGAAGAGGAUGCUUUGAUGUUGUUUGGCACGAUGCUACUAGCAAAUGUCAGACCUGAUAGUUUUACUAUUUCAAGUGUGGUUAGUUCCUGCGCGAAAUUAGCUUCUUUGUAUAAUGGCCAGGCUGUUCAUGGAAAAACAGUUCAUAUGGGAGUUGAUGAUGGUUUGCUUGUGUCUAGUGCCCUUGUCGAUAUGUAUUGCAAGUGCGGAGUCACUUCAGAUGCUUGGAUGGUUUUCAAAACAAUGCCAACUUUGAAUGUGGUUUCCUGGAAUGCGAUGAUUGGAGGUUAUGCACAGAAUGGACAGCAUCAAGAGGCCUUGGCCCUCUAUGAGAAAAUGUUGCAAGAAAACUUGAAACCUGAUAAUGUUACUUUUAUAGGUGUUUUAUCUGCUUGUGUCCACGCUAGUUUGAUUGAACAAGGACAUGAAUAUUUCGAUUCAAUAAGCAAACAGCAUGGUAUGAUACCUACUUUGGAUCAUUAUGCAUGCAUGAUCAAUCUCCUUGGUCGUUCAGGUUACAUGGACAAAGCAGUAGAUCUUAUUGAAGGUAUGCCCCAUGAACCAAAUUGUCUAAUCUGGUCUACCCUUCUAUCUGUUAGUGCAAUCAAGGGUGACAUCAAACAAGCAGAGAUGGCAGCUAGGAAUCUCUUUGAAUUGGAUCCGCUCAAUGCUGGACCUUACAUCAUGCUUUCCAACAUAUAUGCUACUUGUGGAAGAUGGAAAGAUGUGGCAUCCAUGAGAACUCUCAUGAAGAACAAGAAUGUCAAAAAAUUUGCUGCUUACAGUUGGAUUGAGAUUGAUAACAGAGUACACAAAUUUGUUUCAGAAGAUCGGACUCAUCCGGAAACUGAAAAAAUUUAUGAAGAACUAAACAGACUGAUUAGGGAACUCCAUAAAGUUGGCUUUGCUCCUAACACAAACUUGGUUCUUCAUGAUGUGGGGGAAAAGGAAAAGUAUGAAUCUAUCUGUUACCACAGCGAGAAACUUGCUCUUGCAUAUGGGUUAAUUCGAAAACCUCAUGGAGGCACACCCUUAAGGAUUAUAAAAAAUAUUCGGGUUUGUGGAGAUUGCCAUGUGUUUAUGAAGUUUGUAUCCAAAAUAAUUGGACGACCAAUUAUCUUGAGAGAUUCAAACAGAUAUCAUCAUUUCAUUGAAGGGAAGUGCUCUUGCAAGGACUAUUGGUAAUGAAGCGUGGAAAAUUUGCUGAUCUUGAAACGAAACACUGCAGCCAGGAUGAAUAUAAAACAGGAGCAAGGCACUGCUACUGGGAAAUUCUUGAAAGAGGCUGUAGAGAAAGGAACGAGGGUGUUUUUGCAAGCACUGCUGGAAAACACUCUAUAAGGUUAGAAUAGGUACCAUAAGCAAGUGUUCAUUCUCGCUUUAUAGUGAGGGCAACCAAUGAUUGAUGAGCUUUACUGAUCUUGGUGCAACUAGUCAAAUUUAUCUGAAAUUUUUUUCAUGUAAAGCUCACCGUUCUUUUUCUGAUCGGAUUUCUGGGGCUUUAAUAUCAAUUUAGGUGUUCACAACUCAUCAUUGGAUGGUUCGCAUAUACAAACUAAAACCUCCGAAGAACAGGAUCAGGGGCAAGGCCAAGAAAUCAAAAUCGAAUACAACGAGCACGAAAAGAAGUGGAUCAAAAAACAAGAAUCCUUGGCACUGAAUGUCAUAUUGUCUCCUGAUAGGCAAUUUCUUAAUUCAGUUACUGUAUUUGAUAGAUAUAAAAUGUACCUGAGAGCCAUUGGAGAAGGAUUGGCAUAGUUAAGCAUAUUUCUUACAGGAGAAUAACUUCUAUAAGGUCUUAGCACAAACCAAGACCUUUGUGCCCUCCAAUAAGAGUAUGACAAAUCAGCGUGGAACACCAUAACAAAAAAAAAACAUAAACACCUAAUUUAUUCUUAUCAAGAACUCAUACGAGUUAAAACAAAAAAAUCUUCUUAAAUAAACCUUUCAUGUUCUUCUUCCCUAGACCUACUAUCAGCCACCAACUCGUCCCCGGCAAGCCCAAACCGCGCCAGAAACGACACCGGUUGGCCCAAAACUUGCCGGAGACCACGCCGGCCACCCCCUCUCUCUCUCUAUCUCACCGGCAGUCUAUUGCCAGUGCUCCCUUUCCCAUUUCAAAGAUUUGGGUUGAUUGCUUGAUUGCUUAAUUUUCAAGAUUUGAGUUCUCACAUUUCUCUUCUGUCGAACAUGUUGAAAAUCAAGCAAUCAACCCAAAUCUUUGAAAUGGGAGAGGGAGUUCUUCUCUACUGCCGGUGUGUGCGAGAGAGAGAGGGAGAGGAGCACUGACAAGGUUUGGGCCGGCAGGCGUCGUCUAUGGCGCUGUCUGGGCUUGCUGGCAGCGGGUUGGUGGUUAAUAGUGGGUCUAGAGAAGAAGAAGAAGAAAGGUUUAUUGGGGGGCUCAAAGGCCUUGGUUUGUGCUAAGACCUUAUAGAAGUUAUUCUCUCCUUACAUAAAUGCAAAUGAUCGGUCGAAGAUUUUGUACUCUUCUUAGUCUUAACACUUGGGUAGAGCGGAUGGGAGAGAACAAUUUUGGAUUAGUUGUUUGGGCUUGGCGCCUAGGGUUACAUUCAGUGUACAUCUUCUAUGGUCCAUUGAAGGACAGUUUGUGCCUUUUGGUUGGUUUUGAAACCCCAAAGUUAUUAAAGUCGUAGCCAAGAUGAAUCGCCGAUUCACGCGAUAUA